GAAGCCGUCGUCCUUACCUCUAUACGACGUCUAUACGAUGAAUCUUCAAUAUUUGAAAUCCGUCUUCCAUCUUCCGUUUUUAGUGGAUAAUGAGCCGUCGUCCUUACCUCUAUACGACGUCUAUACGAUGAAUCUUCAAUAUUUGAAAUCCGUCUUCCAUCUUCCGUUUUUAGUGGAUAAUGAGCCGUCGUCCUUACCUCUAUACGAUGAAGGUCCGUGUAUCAUCUGAUCAUUCAAUUAUUUCAUUUAAUCUGGCAAACGAAAAACGGGCAAAACAGGUCGAUAUUUCGUUUUUCGGUGGUUCUGUAUGAACCAAAAAAUGAAAGCUGAUGUCUUUUUUCCAGUUUUCAGCUCGAAACCGAAAAACAAAUAAACCGAAAAACCAAAACGAAAUAAUACGGCUAAUUUACGUUUUUCUGUAUUUUUCCAGUUCUCACGGUGUUUACAGCUGCGCGCCGCGCUUUGCACAUGCGCACUGAAUAGCAGCUCAAUAAGCCUGUGAUCAUUUCUGGUGACUGGUAUGCCGAAAGACCCACAAUGGCAUCACUCGAGUCAUACAUGCCAGUAAUAUAUGAUAUGUUUGUGAAUGGAGUGACAUAUAGGGAGAUGUCUGAAAGGCUGCGAGAAAUGGGUGUCCAGCGGGGAAACUCUGAGAUCAGUAUCCGGAGACAACUUGCCAAACAUAAUUUGCGGAGAAAAGGACACUCUUCUGAUUCAGACCUUGAAAUUGCAGUCUCUCGAGCAAUACAUCAGACUGGAUCAACUUAUGGUCGUAAAAUGAUGACAGGCUUCCUGUCAUCAGUUGGAGUACGUGCAGGAGAAUGCCGAAUCGGACGUGUUCUGAGAGCAGCCCAUGCCCCAUACCACGAAGAACGGCGUAAAGGUACCCGUAACUUUAACCCAAACCCAUAUACUGCAGAAUACAUGGGACACAAGCUACACAUGGACCAAAACGAAAAAUUGGUCAUGUUUGGAGUGACUCAUGUAAUUGCUGUGGAUGGAUACAGCAAGAAAAUUGUUGCAAAUGCAAUUAUGCCUACCAAAAACAAUCUAGCCAUCUAUGAUGCUGUGUACAGACCUGCAGUAACACAUUAUGGAAUGUGGGAUCAACUUCGUGUGGAUCAUGGCAAAGAAUUUUACCUCAGUCUGUACAUGCAAGAGAGGCUGUCAGAAUAUAGACACAACCAGCAAAGAGCACCAUACCUCCAAACUCAGUCAACAAGGAAUCACACAGUGGAAAGGAUGUGGCCAGAAAUCAACAACCGGGUAAAUUACCCACUAAAAGAGGCCCUCAUACAACUACAAGAUCAGGAAGCAAUAGAUAUGGAGGACAGCCUGACAAGGUUCUGCACAUCCAAUCUGUCUGGCCAAAUGUGCCAGAUUGGAAUAAAUAGAUUUGUGCAUUCAUGUAAUGCUCAAAGAACCCCUAGGUAUGUUACGUUAUGCGAAUUGGAUUUGUUCAUAAUGAGAUGGAUCCAGAUGGAUUUGUUAAUAAUGCUUUCAGGCUAUUUUACAAACACAAACUACAUAGAUUCUAGAAGAGAUUUACUAUUAAACAUAAGAAAUUGUUUGUGUUGAUACAGGGAGAGGGAUACCAAAUCAGCUGGUUGGGACAGGAACACCGAGAAAAAUCACAGCAGAUCUUCUACCAGAUGCCACGGUAGCAGCUGACAUGUAUGACAGGGACAUGGGAUCAUCCCUCACCAGAAUAUCUUCUUUCGGAAGUGACCCCUUUCUGUCUGAGGCAGACAAAGUGAGAGUAGAGCAGCACUUUUCACAGUAUUACCCAGACCUUGCAGUUGUUUUUGACAAUGUUGCCAAUUACAACUAUGUCCCAUUCAAACAGGCUUUGAUCUACCUCAUUAAUGUAACAAAGAGAUUUUCCUAAUUUCAUAUGUCUUGGAUCAUGUGGAACCUUGCCAUAAAUCGAGGAAUAGCCUCAGCCAUGAGGAAAAUGUUAGCACUUAUUUUCUGUUUAGUAUACAUACUGUAAAUAUGGACUCCAACAUUAUGCAGUCACUACUAUGUACUCUGUAACAGGGUGCAGAAUUAA
Molecule: messenger RNA, 2053 nt
Organism: Megalobrama amblycephala (Wuchang bream)
Lineage: Eukaryota; Metazoa; Chordata; Actinopteri; Cypriniformes; Xenocyprididae
Exons: 5
Coding region: 538-1578 (346 amino acids)
Molecular function (GO): nucleic acid binding
Source: RefSeq, a predicted model, not a curated record